Messenger RNA from Spathaspora passalidarum NRRL Y-27907, 2661 nucleotides. RefSeq names its product Utp9p (gene UTP9). Bases 12 to 1517 code for a protein of 501 amino acids. The transcript has a single exon. NCBI's taxonomy places the organism in Eukaryota, Fungi, Ascomycota, Pichiomycetes, Serinales, Debaryomycetaceae. The record is from RefSeq and is a predicted model, not a curated record.
ACACAACAACCAUGAGAUUCGCUGUUCAAGAAGGUGGUAAAUACAUUGCAUGUUCAAUAUCCCGUCAUGGAAAGAACGAAAUUAGGUUUUACAAACUUUCACAAGAAAAUGAAACUGUCACCUCGAGUGUAGCCAACUCGAUAUUCCUUGAAAAUUCAAUCAUAGACAUUAUUUGGAGCACUUCCGUUUCCAAAUCACCCAAAAGAAGAAAGAGAACAUCUGAAGAUACACCAGUAGACAUUUCAAACGACACAUUAAUUGCUCUUGACGAAUCAGGAAAUUUAAUUGUAUUAUCUCCAUUACUGAAUAAACCAAUCAAACAAUUCACCACCAGGGUCCCAGGCACCAAAUUAAUCAAGGCCGAUAAUUUCAUAUGGAUAAAGUCUAAGGACAGUCUUAUAAAGUACUCGAGUGAUGAUGACACAGUUAUUUCCAUUCAAGUGCCAUCUGCAACUACUAUUGAAGUCUUGCCAGGAAAAGCACCCCAUGUUGUCCUCAGCGAUGGUUCCAAAUUAUCCCUUGGUAAGAUAGUUAAAAACAAAUUUGUUCAAGAGCAUGAGCUUGAAAUCAAGGGUGUCACCCAAAUUAUACAAUCUAAAACAAAACCAGAUUUACUUGCGGUGUUAGCGGACGAGUUAUACAUUGUCAACUUAAAGGACCUUGACCACUAUACUAAGAUUGAAUAUACCGGAAACGCGACUGUGUUGUCCACUGUAUCAUAUAUCGCGGAAGAAUAUAUCCAAGUAUCAACCCAGGAAAAAGUAUACUUGGUCAGAUUUGGGGACAAGCAAGUUUCCAAAACUAUUACCACCAACAAUGUUACCGAACUUUUCACCCAUGAAUCAAUCUUGGUUGGUGCAUACAAAGAUUUAAAUGAUGUUGAAAUUAGCGAUAUUCACUGGAUAUCUGAUAACGAAGGAGAAAUCAUAAACACAGAAACUACAAAGUCAUCUUCGUCAUCGCUACCAAACGCCAAGAUUCAUAUUCCUAAAAUUACUGCAAUUAACAACGUUGAAUAUUCACAAUUGUUGGAAACUUUACUUGAAAAAUUGAACUCUACGGAACUCAACAAGAAUUCUAUUGUGAAAUUAUGUUCCAGCAUUAAUAACGAAGAAACAAUUAAACAAACCAUCAAGGCAUUAGUGUUUGACCAAGUAAGCAAUACUAGUAUUGAAAAAUUAUAUUCCAUCAUAAGCAACGAAGUGUCAAAAGACUGUUCUAUAAACAAAUCACUCGGAAUCUGGUUGAAAUGGAUUCUUUUAACUUAUGGGGGGGUCAUUGCCAAAUCUGACCAAUCAAACUUAAAGAACUUACAAAAGGAAUUAUCUUCUGGGCUUGAACUUUUACCACAUUUAAUUGUCAUUCAAGGAAGAUUACAACUUUUAACAUUACAAUCUGAAAUUAGACAAAAAGUUAUUGAUAUAGAAGAAAGUACUGAAGAAAAGGAUAUUGUAUAUGCAAAUGGUGAAGGUGACGAUGACCUUGAACCUGAAGUGGUAGAUAUAGAUGUAGCAUAAAUAGUAUUUUAAAAUAUAUCAUUUUCAUAAGGACAGUUUAUACUGCUAUGGCCUUCACGUUCACAUAAUCCACACCAAUCAUUUUUACCUGAACUUGGAUCAACUGGAGUUGACGAUUGGUAAAUUGGUAGCUCGUCGCUAGUGCUAGUAGACAUGGCAAAUGGUUCGCUGCUGGCACUUCCAUGGCUACGCUUUAACUUUUCAACUUCUUGUUCCAAUUGUUUAAUCUGUUGAUCUUUAGAUUGUAAUUGUUCAUGAUACAUUGAAUCCAAUUCAUCCAAUUCUUUUUGCAAGUUUAAAAGAUUAUCCAUUUUAGGUCUUGAUUCAAGUUCGCUUUUCAAACUGUCUAUUUGUUUUUGUAAACCAGAGUUGUUUAUAUCCACAUUACUGACUUGUUUCAGUAAUAAAUUCUCAAUAUCUUGUUCAAGUUGGACAAUUUUCUCCUUGGCUUGGGCAAGUUCUUUGCUUGAAUUGUUGGGUAAUCCAGAGAGGGCCAAUUCACUGUUCAAUCGUUCAAUUUCCUGUUUAUAAGAGUUACACUCAACUUCUAAUUCAUGAAUCUUGACUUCAAACACCUCAAUACCGUCUUGUUGAACUGAAACCAAUUCAUCCAUGGCAGCCCUCCAUUCCUGUCGUUGCACUGCAAAUUGGUCCAAUCUUUUGUCCUUGUCUUGAAUUAUUCGUUUUAAGCUGGAAAUUUCAGACUCCAAUUUAGCAAUCGUGUCGUCGUUUGUGUCUCUCCUCCUUGGUUCAGGGGUGCUACUCCCAAGUUCAGGUGUAAGUUGUCUUCUUUCUAGGACAAACCCGCCGAUACUGCUCCGAUUCGACAUUCUGGAAAUGUUGACACUGGAACGUUCAGGUAUUCCUGGGUUGGCCGUGCGUAAUCUAUCGUAUGGCAAAAACAAUCCACUUCCGGGAAUCUUGACAUGGAAGUAUUCGAUCCCAUUCACGAACCCUGAAUUUUUACCUCGCGUUGAUGCUAAGUUGCCAUGGAGUUCUAUUCCAACGAAAACCCCAGAUUUGCCCUGGAUUUCUCCGAUAUAUCUGACAGUUCCAUAUCCUGGAGGAGAACCUGGUAUAGACACGUUUGUUCCUAUCAAUUCUGAUGCUGUCAUUGCUGGUGUGGUUGUAACAAUCCCGAUUC